Molecule: messenger RNA, 645 nt
Organism: Gamsiella multidivaricata
Lineage: Eukaryota; Fungi; Mortierellomycota; Mortierellomycetes; Mortierellales; Mortierellaceae
Product: Alpha/Beta hydrolase protein
Exons: 1
Coding region: 1-645 (214 amino acids)
Biological process (GO): biosynthetic process
Source: RefSeq, a predicted model, not a curated record
AUGGGCCUGGCAAAGCAUUUGCACCCAGAGCAGCCAUUAUACGGACUCCAGGCGCGUGGAUUGGAUGGAAAGACCCCGCUAGCAGGUUCGGUCGAGGAGAUGACACUGGAUUACAUUGAGCACAUCCGCAAGAUUCAGCCUCACGGACCAUAUCACCUCCUCGGCUGGUCCUUUGGUGGUAGUGUUGCUCAGAGCAUUGCGGUGGAGCUUGAGAAGCAAGGUGAAAAGGUACCUUUACUGGUUAUCAUGGACUCUACAGCAGACUACUCUAUGAUGGGCGACGUCGAAGUUGACGAACAAGAUGGAAGCGAACAAGUUGAGCAUUUGGCACGGUUCGGAAGCAAGGAUUCUACUGAAGAUGGAUGGGCACUCUGGAAGAGGACGAUGCCCAUCAUUAUUAACAACAAGAAACUAGCCAAGCGCUUCACCCCUUCGGUCUAUAGUGGCGACAUUCUCUUCUUCCGAGCAACAAUCCCGCAGGACGAGAAUACGCCUCUGGUUGACUCGGCCAGCUGGAAACCUUAUACACUCGGAAAGGUCGAGGUGCAUGAUGUUGAAUGCACGCACUUGGAGAUGGACAAGCCUGAAAACAUUGCGUUGAUUGGAGGCAUUGUCGCCGCAAAGAUUGAGGGGCUGCUGCGAUAA